UCCAAGAUGAUUUUGCUGUUCCUCUUGUUUGGUCUCUCUCUGGCUGCUGAGGCUCCUUCAGACAAACAGGAGAUGAAAGUACAGCAGGACAACUGUCCCCCAUUCUGGUACAUCUUUAAUGGACGCUGCUACAAGUACGUUGCCACCUUGAUGACCUGGGCUGAUGCAGAGCAGCACUGUGUGAACCAAGGAGCCAACCUGGUGUCCAUCCACAGUCUGGAAGAAGAGAACUUUGUCAAAAGCCUGAUCAGAAACUUUGAUCCCACUGAGGGAAUCAACUGGAUCGGACUGUCUGAUGCUCAGAAGGAUGGAACAUAUUUCUGGUCUGACGGGUCUGGAUUCAGCUUCAAGCUGUGGAAUGCAGGAGAACCAAACAACGAUGGAGGAUCUGAACACUGUGUGCACACCAACUGGGACUCAGCCAAGGGAUGGAAUGAUAAAGUGUGUACAGAUAGAUUUGCCUUUGUUUGCAAACUCAAAAGGUUUACUGAGAAUGUAAUUAUGUAUAAGUUCAUUUAA
This is a messenger RNA of Poecilia reticulata (guppy), 519 nucleotides long. The record is from RefSeq and is a predicted model, not a curated record. NCBI's taxonomy places the organism in Eukaryota, Metazoa, Chordata, Actinopteri, Cyprinodontiformes, Poeciliidae.